UCUCUUACUCUUACAAUACUCUCUCAAAAUUCUCUGAUUUCUCUUCUCGGAGGAAAAAUGAGGACCUUAAACUCAAUAGCACCGACGGGGUCACAGUCUGCAAUGAUACAGCACUCGCCAUGGCAUUCUCCGGUUCCUUACCUCUUCGGUGGCUUGGCGGCUAUGCUGGGUUUAAUAGCUUUUGCUCUGCUCAUCCUUGCUUGUUCUUAUUGGAAACUUUCUGGGUAUUUAGAGAACGGUGACGGUGCCGAAAGAGAUCCCGAAAGCGGAGACGAGAAGGGUGGUGAUGGAAUCAAAGUUCAGACUGUGUUUGAAGAAAAGAUUGUUGUGAUCAUGGCAGGGGACGAGAAACCCACCUUCAUUGCUACACCCAUUUCAAGCAGGGCUUCUUCUUUUAAUGAUAACAAGAAGAAGAACAACAGUGAAGAGAUUGAAAAAUCUGAGAAAUCUGAGAUACCCAAAGAAGAAGCGGGUCACCAAGAACAACAGCAACAACAAGAAGAAGCAGAGCAGAACAGAGAGACAAGCCAAAGCCAGAGCCAGAAUCAGGAGACCCAGGAGACCCAGAACCAGAACCAGAACCAGAACCAGAAUCAGUGAGCGCUGUUCUAAUCAUCUUCUCUCUUUUUUUUUCUGAUAUCAAUCUUGCCUGUGGAGAGGAGAUAGGGAAAGCUCAUAAUUCAGGUUUUGGAUUGUUCACUGAAUAUGAGCUUUUUAGUGGUAGAUGACGCCAUGGGAGAGUUGGAGAUUUGCAGAUUAUGAAUAUUUAUUUUUUCUUCUCUCCCCCCCUCCCCCACCCCUCCUCUUUUUUUCUUAAGAACUCCUCCGGGAAUGUAAAAAAUUGAGACGAAAUCAAAGAAAGCUUUGGUUCAGAAAA
Messenger RNA from Telopea speciosissima, 877 nucleotides. RefSeq names its product protein GLUTAMINE DUMPER 5. The coding region runs from base 58 to 600 and encodes 180 amino acids. NCBI's taxonomy places the organism in Eukaryota, Viridiplantae, Streptophyta, Magnoliopsida, Proteales, Proteaceae. The record is from RefSeq and is a predicted model, not a curated record. The transcript has a single exon. Gene Ontology annotation, biological process: regulation of amino acid export.